UGAACGUUCCUUAAUCGUCAUAGCAACCAGUCGCCAACAAUACUGUGUUGAUUAUAAAAUAUGUUAUUGUAAUAUUAAAGUUUUGUAGAUAAAACUUAGGGAUUAUAAUCUGUUUUAAUGUUAUAUUAGAUUCCAUAGUUUCUAAGAUGGAUUAUGAUGUUAAUAAUUAUACAGUCGUUGGUCGAAUCGGUGAAGGAGCCCACGGGCUUGUUUUCAAAGCCAAACACAACACAACAGGUCGCGAGGUGGCCUUAAAGAAAAUUCUGAUAAAGAAUCUUGAAGAUGGAAUACCGGUCCAUGUCAUGAGAGAGAUCAAGGCUUUACAACUACUAAGAUGUAAAUACAUUAUUAAACUAUACGAUAUGUUCCCGCGCGGCAUGAGUCUUGUUCUCGUGCUAGAAUAUAUGUACUCCGGAUUAUGGGAAAUGUUGCACCAAUGCGAGCAUGAACUGACAAUAGCUAGAGUCAAAACUUAUGCAGAAAUGUUAUUAAAGGGAAUGCGUUACAUGCAUGCUCAUUACGUCAUGCAUAGGGAUCUGAAACCAGCAAACCUGUUAAUAAAUCAUGAGGGAAUAUUGAAAAUAGCAGAUCUAGGAUUAGCGCGACUAUACUGGCCUGAGGGUGGUAGGCCCUAUUCACAUCAAGUGGCCACAAGGUGGUAUCGUGCUCCGGAAUUGUUGUAUGGAGCACGCUAUUACUCUGAAAAAAUAGACCUGUGGUCAGUUGGAUGCAUAAUUGCCGAAAUGAUUACAAAGAAACCACUAUUUGCUGGAGAAUCGGACAUUGAACAACUAGCAAUUGUACUUCAGCACCUUGGAACGCCCACAGAAGAAACAUGGCCCGGUCACUCGCAACUACCGGACUUCCAUAAAAUAUCUUUCCCUGAAUCUGCUCCGACGCCAUGGAUUGACCUUUUGCCAGGCGUGGAGCCAGACGCAAUUCAUCUAAUAAAAUCAUUUAUUUUAUAUGAUGCUGACAGAAGAAUGUCAGCGAAACAAGCUUUGAGACACCAGUGGUUCCAAAAAAAUCCUCUACCAGCCUCGUUAGAAGAAAUGCCAAAGCCAAAACCAAAGUAGAUGUUAUAUUGAAAUUAUAAAAACCAAAAUGUAAUGAAAUAUUUAUUUUUUUAAUACAUCAUUUAUGAUUUAAAUUACAA
Molecule: messenger RNA, 1156 nt
Organism: Bombyx mori (domestic silkworm)
Lineage: Eukaryota; Metazoa; Arthropoda; Insecta; Lepidoptera; Bombycidae
Product: cyclin-dependent kinase 20
Exons: 6
Coding region: 147-1076 (309 amino acids)
Biological process (GO): protein phosphorylation
Cellular component (GO): nucleus
Molecular function (GO): ATP binding; protein serine/threonine kinase activity
Source: RefSeq, a predicted model, not a curated record